Molecule: messenger RNA, 2499 nt
Organism: Alosa sapidissima (American shad)
Lineage: Eukaryota; Metazoa; Chordata; Actinopteri; Clupeiformes; Clupeidae
Gene: gpr19
Product: G protein-coupled receptor 19
Exons: 2
Coding region: 517-1800 (427 amino acids)
Biological process (GO): G protein-coupled receptor signaling pathway
Cellular component (GO): plasma membrane
Molecular function (GO): neuropeptide receptor activity
Source: RefSeq, a predicted model, not a curated record
ACCAAUUUGAGAUCAUUAUCCUACGCUUGACAAGCAUCAGCAUUUUCUACCGGAUUGAAAGAUGGUGUUCCAGGCAACAGUGACAGCUGGAACGUUCCUUGUCUAGUCGGCUAAGUGUGCUUGUUUAGGUGGGGCAGACCAGACGAACGUCUCGGUAGUGAUGAGUCGUUGUCCAGGGUCCUGAACGUAUUCUCCUUUUAACCUCUUGUGUCAUGUCGGCAAGCACGCUGUUCGAAAGCAAAACGUGACUUCUACAGGGCCACACGGUGCAGGUGCUCUUAACAGAGGAAGAAUGGAAUUGAUAAUUUGUGCAUCUAGUUCUGUCCUCACCAACGACGCAUUGGAUCUGUAAACAGACCACAUAUCCCAGGAAAACAAUGUCGGAGGAAGAUUAAUGGGUGAAAUAUGAAUCGAAGGACCUUGAGACCUAUUUCCGAAUGGCUUGAUGUUACAGUGGCCAUGGAGAUGCGGUCACUAUUUUCUUGAAGACAGAGCCUACCUGUGCCGGCUGUGGCCAUGGUGUACGCUGUGCCGAUGGAUAGUGUCAAGCCCUCUCUCUACACCCCUGCUGUGUACCCAGCACUCUCUAAUGCGUCUGAGAGGGACAACACCACCCUCCUGCUAGGCCUGGGGACACCUGUGGUCUGCUAUCCUGAAGACACCCCUCCUACACCUUCCUCACUUUUCAACGCCUCUGCCCCGUCCUAUGAGCUGAGCCAAGCCGAGGUGGCCGUCCUGGGCCUGGUGUUCGGUGUGUUUUGGCUCAUCUCCGUGCUUGGCAAUGCCCUGGUGUGCCUGGUCAUCCAUCGGAGCCGCCGGACUCAGUCCACCACUAACUAUUUCGUGGUAUCCAUGGCUUGCGCUGACCUGCUGCUGAGCCUGGGAUGUGGCCCGUUCAUCUUGCUGCAGGUGAGCGUGGGGCGCUGGCCCCUGAGCGCGGCCGCAUGCAAGGCCAUCCGUUACCUCCAGCACCUCUGUCCCGGCGUGCAGGUCUACGUCCUCCUCUCCAUCUGCGUGGACCGCUUCUACACCAUUGUCUACCCGCUGAGCUUCAAGGUGUCGCGGGAGAAGGCAAAGCGCAUGAUCCUGGCGUCCUGGGUUUUUGACGCCGCCUUCGUCUCCCCGUGCCUCUUCUUCUACGGCUCGACCGCCAACGGCGGACGGACUCAGCACUGCGACUUCUUCCUCCCCGACAGCUGGGACGGCAUCGCCUACGGCGUGGCGCACCUCCUCUUUGGGUUCCUGGUGCCGGCGCUGCUUAUCAUGUCGUUCUACCAGCGGGUGGUGCGCUACAUCUGGCGCAUCAGUGCGGACGGGCGCACGGUGCGCCGCACCAUGAACAUCGUGCCGAGGACUAAGGUCAAGACCAUCAAGAUGUUCCUCAUGCUCAACUCCGUGUUUCUGUUCACCUGGGCGCCGUUCUACGUGGCACAGCUGUGGCACCCGCGGGAAAGCGACGGCCCCAGCAGACAGGGGGCGCUGUUCUUCAGCGUGGUGGUGUGGAUUUCGUUCAGCUCCACGGCCUCCAAGCCCACACUGUACUCGGUGUACAACGCCAACUUCCGGCGGGGCAUGAGGGAGACCUUCUGCAUGUCGUCCAUGAAGUGCUACCGCAGCAAUGCCUACACCAUCACGGCCAGCUCACGCAUGGCCAAAAAGAACUAUGUUGGGGUGGUGGACAUCCCUGUCCCAACAAAGACUCUCGUCAAGGACUCGGUGUACGACACCUUCGAUCGGGAGGCGAAGGAAAAGAAACUGGCGUGGCCAAUCAGUGCAAAUCCACCCAACACAUUUGUGUGAGGAACGCUGGAUACCAUUUUAAUUACCAGAACUGCAACCAAAACCACUGUCAAUAGUAUAUGGGAUAUUGUGAGAUCACCCUACACAGACAGCUGAAUUCACUGGGCUACAAUAAUGACCUGUCAAUGUGAUAUAUAUAUAGUUAGGCUGAGAUGUCAAUGGUUUAGUUUGAGUGAUAUUUGUGAUUUCAUGGAACAAAUUUACAGGUGAUCAGUUAGUCUGUAAAGUACAGCGUUCAUUUAACUAUUCCAUUACACAUAUGCUGAAACAAUCAUGCCAACAUACAGUAGAUAUCCUUAAAGAUCAUAUUUUGGCCACACAUUCCAACUUGUUGCUCUUAGAAGCUUCUCAGGCUCCGAAAAUUGGCCUAGCAACAAAUCCCUAUGGCACACACAUAGGGUCAGCAAAAAUAUGUAAAAUCUUUGUUAACAGGCAAUCACAGUAAAUGUUAAGUGUGAAAUGUUACAUUGUUCAUGUUAGGGAUCAUAGAGAUAAAAACAUAUGUAUCUUUUUCAGAGUUUGUGAAGACCACUCUGAGUCCAGCCAGCACAAUUUAUGCCACUUAAGGCCAAGCUAGCAACAAGUGGUCAGACUAGAUUAUGUGAAAUCACCAGCUAUAAUGACAACUUAUUUAAAGUUUAGGUAACACUUUACUUGACAGUAUCGACAUAAGAAUGACAUGACACUGUCAUGAACACA